Molecule: messenger RNA, 2203 nt
Organism: Daldinia caldariorum
Lineage: Eukaryota; Fungi; Ascomycota; Sordariomycetes; Xylariales; Hypoxylaceae
Product: ClpP/crotonase
Exons: 3
Coding region: 360-1796 (478 amino acids)
Biological process (GO): L-valine catabolic process
Cellular component (GO): mitochondrion
Molecular function (GO): 3-hydroxyisobutyryl-CoA hydrolase activity
Source: RefSeq, a predicted model, not a curated record
GGUGCAGUAGUGCACCUCAGGUACGGUACCUGAGGUACCUAUGCUGCCCACGACCUUCCUAUGCGGGUACCUAACACCCGGGCCAUCAACACAUCUCCCCGCCCACCUUGUACUUAGGUACUUCGGUAAAAGAUAUCAGUUUUUUUUUUAACCCGAGGAUAUCUCAAUGCCAACUCCCGACUGAAUUACAAAGACCGCUUGUCGCAACUUGUCGCAACUUGUCGCAACUUAACCUUGGACCCUUAAAGCCUUAAAAUUGGGCCCCUUGAUGCGCAAAGAGAGUCUUAAUACGGAGAGCUGGGUCAGCAGCUACCACUGCUACCAAUGCCACCUCUCCUUGCUGGAGCAUAAAUUCUACCAUGCCGCUAAGAGCUAAGAUCCUUACUCCCCAAGCUGCACGAGCACAAAUGUCUACAAGCUCUAUUAGAGAACUCCCUAAGGAGCUAGAUACAGACCAACCUAACGAUGUCGUCUUCAACAACAUAUAUGGUCUGCGGACCGUUGAGCUCAAUCGACCAGACAGCUAUAACGCGCUCAACGGCUCUAUGAUCAGGAAGAUAUUCCCCCGAUUAGUCGAGUGGGAGAAGUCAGACAUGGCAAAUGUAAUUGUCAUGAAGGGCGCUGGUCCAAAGGCAUUUUGCGCUGGAGGUGAUGUGAAGGCACUAGCGAAACAAAUCAAAGAAGACCCAGAAAAAGGUCCUAGCAAGGCAGUAGAGUACUUUGCUUUGGAAUACCAGUUAGAUCACUACAUUGCGACAUAUCAGAAACCAUAUAUCUCAUUUAUGGAUGGCUACACAAUGGGUGGUGGCGUAGGGCUCAGUAUUCAUGCUCCAUUCCGGAUUGCUACCGAAAGGACAGUCUUCGCGAUGCCAGAAACCACCAUAGGCUUUUUCCCGGACGUUGGCGCCUCAUUCUUUCUGCCUAGGAUGCCGGGCUCCGUUGGUACCUAUCUGGCCCUAACAAGCGAACACCUUGAAGGAGUAAACGUAUUUUACUCCGGAAUUGCAACGCACUACUUACACUCGACUAGUUUACCAAGUCUAGAAUCGCGAUUGGCCGAGUUGCGGUUUAAAGAUUAUAACACCAUGGAAGAGCGCCUCGCUAUUAUCGAGAUGACUAUUGAAGAAUAUGCGACCGGACUACCACCUAAAGAACCAAUCCUAUUAGGCGGCGAACUUAGGAAGGCCAUUGACCGAUGCUUUAAUAAAAAUAGCGUUGCCGACAUCAUAGCUGCCUUGCGGGCAGAACGAGCAGAAGGAGGCCCUACUAAAGCCUGGGCUGAGAAAACAUUGGAAACUCUACACCAACGAUCCCCAACCUCAGUUCACGUUGCUCUUACACAGAUGAGGGAAGGUCGCAAUUGGUCCAUUGCGGAGGCAUUCCGGAGAGAACACCAAAUAGCUGCUAGGUUUAUGAAGCACCCUGACUUCGUGGAGGGUGUCACGGCGCGGCUAAUAACGAAAACGCUCCCGCAGUGGCAGCCAGCUAGCUUGGAAGAAAUUACAAAACCCAACGACAUUGUCGCGCCUUUCUUCCAACUCAGCGGCGGCCCGCCAAAGUUGAAUUUAGUAACGGAUAGAGACUACAGCCAAUAUUCCUACGGGCAAUUUGGUGUACCCAGCGAAGACGAUGUCAGAGAGGCUGUUAAGUCAUAUGGACUAUCCCGCCGUGAGAUUCGGGAAGAAUUCAUCCGGAAGAGGAAAGGCAGGCAGGGCAUUGACGCCAUCGUGGACGAAAUAUUAUCCAGGAAGACCAUUGUGAAUGAGGAGGGCAAGGCAGAAUGGGUGGACGAAUAACUGGAUAGCCCAUCAUACCACAUUACCUCUUCAUGUAUAUUAUGAUAAGUCGAUAACGGCUAGAGAUGGCAGUAGAAUCUCGACGCAGGGGUUCUCAUGUACGAAAAUCCGUCGAUGCAAACGGAGUAGGGGUUGGUAGGUGAUUUUCCGGCAGACGGAUGGUUACCUAGAGGUUGCCUAGGACAUAUGCCUUGGCAAGGAUUAAAUAGGCAUUGACCUAACAUCCACUAUUGGUGUAAAGGGGGGGAAAGGGGGGGGGCUAAUACGUGCAUAUAUAGCAUUUUGUGGCUGAGUCAUUAAAGGUACCGUAGAAAUGUGGAGCCUUUCGGCUGGUAUAAAUAUUCGCUCGGAGCCCCCGCUUCAUAUUUCGCAAACAUACCUUAGAUAUUCAAUAAAUCUUUUGGGGA